Colias croceus (clouded yellow) is the source of this 1400-nucleotide messenger RNA. It is a transcript of the gene Casp-4, whose product is annotated as caspase-3-like. The transcript is spliced from 5 exons. Gene Ontology annotation, molecular function: cysteine-type endopeptidase activity. NCBI's taxonomy places the organism in Eukaryota, Metazoa, Arthropoda, Insecta, Lepidoptera, Pieridae. The record is from RefSeq and is a predicted model, not a curated record. Gene Ontology annotation, biological process: proteolysis. The coding region runs from base 1 to 1395 and encodes 464 amino acids.
AUGCGGUAUCGACCAGAUAAGAUUACUAUAAUACCAAUAAACAAGUACACUUUGUUAAUUUCUAAGAAUAAACCCGUGGAAAUGAACGACUCCGAAUUUUUAGCUCCUAUAUACAGACCAUUGAAAGUGUACCGAAGUGACAGUGAAGAAGACAAUAUAGCUAUUGAUGCUGAUUUGAAAAAACCACCGGAAUAUGAAGAAAAAGAGAUUGAGAAAGAAGAAGAAGAAGAAUUGGAAUUAGAAGUUAUUGAUAACAACGUUUUCAAUCACAGAGCGUUAAGUAAAUACGCAACUACAUAUGAAUUAGAGAAAUUCGAGAAGAAUCUUCUAAUAAUAUUCAAUCAAGAGAAUAUUUAUGGUUAUAAGCCGAGAUUGGGCACUGAACAAGAUGUGAGAGAGUUGGAAAAUACGUUCUCGAGGUUCGGAUUUGUAGUGGAAGAACACAAAGACUAUACGAAGGAUGAAAUCUUUCAGGUGUUGGAUACUUUUAAAAGGCGUGAUUUCACUGACUACGGUUGCGUGGCGAUCGCAGUUUUAACACACGGGACAAGGGACGGUAUCCUCCGGGCAAGGGACCAGCAGUUUACCGAAUUUGACAUUAUUGAUGCAUUGAAAACGCAUAAUAAGCCUACAUUGAUCACGAAGCCCAAGUUGCUGAUUAUUCAGGCUUGUAGAGGAGCAAGGGAUAUUCAGGGAGUUAUCGUUGGAAGGAGUGCUAAAAUACGAAAAGAUAUUGAUGACGAUUUCAAUCCAUACACAUUGCCUGUUGAGGCAGAUAUGUUUGUUCUACAUAGUUCUUAUAUGGGGAACCCUUCACAUAGAGACGAAAUAAACGGCUCCUGGCUAAUACAAACAUUAUGCCACAAAAUAAAGCUUCUAUCCUCAACCCACGACUUAGAACACAUUAUAAUAGACGUCAAACGUGAAGUAGCGAUCGACAAAUACCACGAAGAAUACAAUAGACGGACUUUAGAAAUAGACACAAAUAAACAAAUACCAGUAGUCACAUCUACAUUAAUAAGGAAAUUAUAUUUUAGAAGAUUUGGGGAGGAAAAUAACGCGGUUUCCCAUACAGAUAGUAAUUUAGUGCAGUCUAAGAAUGAAGUGUUGGACGCGUCCAGCCCUGUGUCGUUGGAGUUUGGACCGUGUUUGUGCUUUUUGGACUAUUAUGCGUAUAUUAAGAAUUGUUUGAGAUUAUUCCUCGACAAGAACCCCGAAGACGCGACAGCGCAGUCGUUUUUCGACAUUUCCGAAUCGUUUGACGACAAUUUUGAGUUCAACUCAGCUAAAGAGAAAAUGACUAAAGCUAUUUGCAAUCAUUUAUCUAUUUAUGCAAAGGACUUUGAAUUUUACAAGUACCUAUAUAUAAAAACAACUGUGGAUCGGUUGAAAUAGAUAUA